AUGCUCCUGCCCCUGCUCCUGCUCCUGCUCCUGCCCCUGCUCCUGCUCCUGCUCCUGCUCCUGCUCCUGCUCCAGCUCCUGCUCCUGCUCCGGAUCGUCAAGGAGGUGGCGGAGGACCUGCUGUCUCCUUUCACCCUUGAAAUCCUCUCCUCCCUCCUCCAGCAAACCAGCGGCGAGGUGUUGGGCAUUGACAUUGGAGGAGGCUACACCAAGGCUGGCAGCUGGAGUGAGGGGCGGGUCGAGAUGAUCUACAACGAGCUCUCGUCCGCCUCCACUCCCUCCUGGAUCCUCGCGCGCCACAGCGACAUGGUCGUGGGCAGCCACGCCAAGGAGGAGGCGCACGCGAACCUGGGGAGCGUCGCGUACAACAUGAAGCGCUUCCUCGGGCGACGAGCCGACGACCCGUUCCUGACGUCGGACAGGAAGCGAGUCCUGUGCAGCACCAGCCUGCGGCAGAACAAGCUCUGGUACGUCAUGGAGCGCGAGCGAGGGCCCGUGGAGAUGCUCCCCGAGCAGCUGCUGGGCCUCCUGCUGGAGCGAGUCAAGCGAGACGCUGAACGUCAGCUGAACAAGACCAUCUCGCACGCCGUCGUCGCGGUCCCUCCGCACUUCAAUCGCGAGCAGCGACAGGCGGUGGAGCGAGCGGCGAUCUUGGCAGACCUCAACGUGCUGCGAAUCAUCCACGAGCCAACGGCAGCAGCGACGGCGUACGGGCUGGAGAGCGAGAGGAGAGGAGCGAUGCUCGUGUGCGACUUCGGGGCGAGCUCCUACGACCUGACGCUCAUGACGGUCGAGGAUGGGAUCUUUGACAUCAAGGCGACAGCUGGGGAUAUGAACCUGGGCGGAGAUCAGCUGGACGAGAGGCUGGUGCAGUUCUGCACGGAAGAGUUCAAGAGGAAGCACGGGAAGGACAUCAGCAAACUCGAUGAAGCACAACGAAAGUUAAGCUACAAGUGCGAGCAAGCGAAGAUCAGCUUGUCUGGGGUGCAUCAGACGACGAUAGAGGUUGACAACCUGGCGGAGGGAGUCGACUUCUUCCUCUCCAUCACCCGCGCUCAACUCGAGUCUCUCUGCUCCGACCUCUUCCGUAACGCCCUCGACCCCCUCGACCGCAUCCUGCGAAAUGCCAAGAUGACCAAGGAGGAGGUCAACAAGGUUGUGCUGGUCGGCGGCUGCUCCAAGAUCCCCAAGUUUCGUGCUCUGCUCGAGAGCUACUUCCAAGACCAGGAGAUCCUCAAGCACGCGCACGUGAUCUCCGGGAGGAGGGUGAUGAAGGAGGUGGAGGUUAGCCUGACUGUCGCUCCUCUCUCGCUGGGCAUCGAGACAUCAGGAGGGGUGAUGACGGCAGUGAUUCAUCGAGGAGAAGAUCUGCCGGUGGAAGGAAAGGAGUUCACGUUACAUACUGUUAGCGACUACCAGGAGGCGAUCCUGCUAGAGGUCUAUGAGGGGGAGCGUCUCUUUGCGCGCGACAACGAGCUGCUGGGGAGGCUGCUGCUUGAUGGCAUCCCCCUGCUCCCGCGGGGCCAGCAGGUCAGCGUCUUCUUCAGCAUGGCGACCGACGGGACCGUCGAGGUCAGGGCAGUGGCGGGCAAGAAGGACCAGCAGCUGGUCAUCACGAGCAACAAGGAGAGAUACGACAAGCAGAAGGUCCGGCGGAGCAUCCUCGACGCGCGGACGCACAAGGAGGAAGACGAGGCAAGACGCAAGCUGGUGGAUGAGAGGACGGAGGUGGAGGGGUUCGCGCACUGGCUCAAGACCUCCAUCGUCCCCUCCAUGUCGUCGAGCCAGGGGGAAGCGAGGAAGCGCCUGCUGGACCAGAUCGAGCGGACGCUCGAGUGGCUGCGGUUGCACCCCAACGCCCCCUCGGAGGAUCUGGAGCUGCACAAGGAGGCGUUAGAGAGCGCGGAGCACGAGGCCGUCAGCCAGGGGAGACAAGACGAUCAGACAUUGCGAAAGAUUGAAAGAGUCGACUGACAC
Molecule: messenger RNA, 1977 nt
Organism: Guillardia theta CCMP2712
Lineage: Eukaryota; Cryptophyceae; Pyrenomonadales; Geminigeraceae
Product: heat shock protein 70-like protein
Exons: 15
Coding region: 1-1974 (657 amino acids)
Biological process (GO): protein refolding; cellular response to unfolded protein
Cellular component (GO): cytoplasm
Molecular function (GO): ATP hydrolysis activity; heat shock protein binding; misfolded protein binding
Source: RefSeq, a predicted model, not a curated record